Messenger RNA from Funneliformis caledonium, 295 nucleotides. The record is from the annotation of a GenBank genome assembly. NCBI's taxonomy places the organism in Eukaryota, Fungi, Glomeromycota, Glomeromycetes, Glomerales, Glomeraceae.
AAAAAAUGAUAGGAAACCUUGUUAUGAUGAUACAAGAGAUGUACAUUUAGCUGACCAAUAUUAUAAGAAGGAAUAUGAUGAAGAAUAUACUUCAAAGAAGUAUUAUAAUGAAGACAAAUACGAAGUCUACUUGAAUACUAGAUCUAGGCCUUAUCCAAAAAAUGCUGUUUCUAAAAAUAAAAGAACACCUGUAAUGUUUCAGAAGUCACCUCAAAUUACAAUUGUUAAAGAUUUAGAAAUGGAAGAACCUAUACCAAAACUAGUAUCUGAACCAGUCAGAACUGAAAAGUGUUAA